CUUCUAGUUUUCUUAUCUGUGUUCAAAAAUUUAAAAACCUGCUUUGAGAUAUAUUAGAUGUGAGUUAACUUCCUUUGGUACAAACCUAUUUCUUUCCUGGAACGAAUGUAGUGAUACCUUUUAUGACUUCUGAUGGUUGCUGACAAUCAAUAAAGCACAACUGUGGUUAAUGUUUGACUGACGGUGAAGGGAGAGGCCAGAGAAGACAGAGCAGCGCCGUAGGAGCAGCCCCCCGGCCCGGGAGAUACUCAAGUCUCAGCAAGAGUCUCAGCAACCGAAUGGAAGAAAACAACUUUUAACAGCCUUUUUGCUAUUUCCUUACAGAAAGGACUCUGGAUAAAGAAACACAUGAUGAUUCAAGCCCAUCUUCACUCCCUGUUUCUCCUGACACUUUAUUUGAUAACUGGAUAUGGCCAAGAUGGGAAGUUUAGUGGCCCCCUGAAGCCCAUGACAUUUUCUGUUUAUGAAGGCCAAGAACUGAGCCAACUUCUCUUCCAGUUUAAGUCCAGUCCUUCUGCUGUGGAUUUCAAAUUAACUGGGGAGACAGAUGGAAUCUUUAAGAUACAACCAGAUGGAUUUCUGUAUCUUACCAAAGCCCUGGACAGGGAAACAACAGCUGUUUACAAUCUCCAGGUUGCAGCCCUGGAUGCUCAUGGAGCUACAGUGGAGGGCCCAGUCCCCAUCACCAUAGAAGUGAAGGACAUCAAUGACAACCGACCCAUGUUUCUACAGUCAAACUAUGAAGGCUCAGUGAGGCAGAAUUCUCGUGCAGGGAAGCCCUUCAUGUAUGUCAAUGCUACUGACCUGGACGAUCCAGCCACUCCCAAUGGCCAGCUUGUUUAUCAAAUUAUCAUCCAGCUUCCUAAUAUCAACAAUGUUAUGUACUUUCAGAUCAACAACAAAACGGGGGCAAUCUCACUUACCCAAGAAGGCUCUCAAGAAUUGGAUCCUGUUAAGAAUCCUUCCUACAAUCUGAUGGUCUUAGUGAAGGACCUGGAUGGCCAGAAUGAGAAUUCCUUCAGUGACACCACAUCUGUGGAUAUUUUGGUGAAGGAGAAUAUUUGGAAAGCUCCAGAACCUGUGGAAAUUGAAGAAAACUCAAUUGGGCCUUACCCCAUCAAAAUCACUCAGGUGCAGUGGAACGAACCAGAUGUACAAUAUUCCUUAGCUGAAGUGGCGAAGCUGCCAAGAUUCCCAUUUUCAAUUGACCAGGAAGGAGAUAUUUAUGUGACUGAGCCCUUGGACCGAGAAAAAAACGAUUCAUAUGUUUUUUAUGCAGUUGCAAAGGAUGAGAAAGGAAAACUACUUGCAAGGCCACUGAAAAUUAAUGUGAAAGUUACAGACAUUAAUGAUAAUCCACCUACAUGUCCAUCUGCAAAGACCGUAUUUGAGGUCCAGGAAAAUGAAAUAAUAGGUAGCAAUAUUGGGACUUUUAUUGCCCAUGAUAUGGAUCAAGAAGGCACUGCCAACAGUAUUUUACGGUACAAAAUUGUGGAGCAAAUCCCCAAGUUUCCUAAAGAUGGACUCUUCCUGGUUCAAACCUAUGGUGGAGUAUUCCAGUUAGCUCAGCAAUCCUUGAAGAAGCAAUACGCUCCCCAGUACAACUUAACAGUAGAGGUGUCCGACAAAGAUUUCAAAACCCUGUGUUCUGUGGAAAUCAAUGUUAUUGAUAUCAAUGAUGAGAUCCCCAUCUUUGAAAAAUCAAACUAUGGAAACCUGACUCUUGCUGAAGACACAAAGGUUGGAUCCACCAUCUUAAUCAUCCAGGCCACCGAUGGUGAUGAGCCAUUUACUGGAAGUUCUAACAUCUUGUAUCAUAUUACAGAGGGUGACAGUGAGGGGCUAUUGGAGGUUGACACAGAUCCCCACACCAAUGCUGGAUAUGUCAAGAUUAAAAAGCCUCUUGAUUUUGAAACAACACCUGUUCACAACAUUGUGUUCAAGGCAGAAAAUCCUGAGCCUCUGGUGUCUGGUAUAGAGUACAAUUCAAGUUCUUUUGCCACAUUCAAGCUUACUGUGACAGAUGUGAAUGAACCACCCAUAUUUUCCCAACAAGUAUUCCAAGCAAAAGUCUAUGAGAAUGCAAAAAUAGGCACCAAACUGGGCAACGUGAGUGCCAAGGAUCCAGAAGGUCUGGAGAUAAGCCCACUCACAGGUGGCUCCUCCUUGGCAUCCACGGCGAGUUUCCACCUGACCCUAAUGGAUGUGAAUGACAACGCCCCCCGGCUAGCCAAGGACUACACAGGCGUCUUCUUCUGCCAUCCUCUCAAAGCACCUGAAAGUUUCAUUUUCGAAGCCACUGAUGAUGAUCAGCAGUCAUUUCGAGGCCCACAGUUUACAUUUGCCCUUCGCAGUGAGAGUCUACAAAAGGACUGGGAAGUUUCCAAAAUCAAUGGCACUCAUGCCAGACUCUCCAGCAGGCACACAGACUUUGAAGAGAAAGUUUACAAUAUCUCAGUCCUCAUCAGUGAUGUGGGUCAGCCACCCAUGCAAGGGGCUGUCUCUUUAUCAAUUACUUUUUGCUCAUGUGUGGAAGGAAGGUGUUUCCGGCCAGUAGGUCGCCUACGUGGGAGGCCCACUGUGGGCAUGGCAGUUGGUACAAUCCUGACCACCCUAUUGGUCAUGGGUAUAAUUUUAGCAGUUGUGUUUAUCCGCAUGAAGAUGAAUAAAGGCAAGGCUAAUACUGAGAAUGCUCAGCCAUCUGAAGUCAGACCUCUGAGCAACUGAAUUUGAAAAGGAAUGAAAACUUUACUUUUCAUCCAACAUGUGUAUAAUUUUUUACAGAUAUUCCCCCUUGGCCUCUAAUAUUUUACUACUCUUAGAUAUUUCAUGUGCUGUACAUGUUAGAGACAUUUUCCAUCUUCCCAUGACAUUUUUCCCCUCUGCAAGAGUCUUAGCUACUUAUACCAAAACAAAAAUGUAUCUGUUUUUCCCCCUUAGGGAAAGAUGGGCUGAUUAAAUAUUCGGUACAUUUUUUCUUCAUAAGGAGCUUUGUUUAUUAGUUAUC
Messenger RNA from Trichechus manatus latirostris (Florida manatee), 3007 nucleotides. It is a transcript of the gene CDH17, whose product is annotated as cadherin 17. Gene Ontology annotation, cellular component: catenin complex; plasma membrane; adherens junction. The coding region runs from base 349 to 2727 and encodes 792 amino acids. Gene Ontology annotation, molecular function: calcium ion binding; cadherin binding. The record is from RefSeq and is a predicted model, not a curated record. Gene Ontology annotation, biological process: cell-cell adhesion mediated by cadherin; cell-cell junction assembly; homophilic cell-cell adhesion. NCBI's taxonomy places the organism in Eukaryota, Metazoa, Chordata, Mammalia, Sirenia, Trichechidae. The transcript is spliced from 18 exons.